AUGAGUUGCUCUAAUACCAGAUCCUAUUCUUCACGGUCAAAGUCCAGAUCUCAGUCUAGUUCAAGGUCAAGGUCAAGAUCACAUUCUAGAAAAAAGAGAUACAGUUCUAGUUCUCGAUCUAGGACAUAUUCACGCUCUCGCAGUAGAGAUCGCAUGUAUAGUGGAGAUUAUCACAGAGAUUACAGAUAUAGUAGAAGAAUGAGACACCCCUACGGCUACAGAGGAAGAGGUAGAGGAUAUUAUCCAGGAAGUGGAGGUAGAGGAGGUUACAGACCUGUCUGGAACAGAUGGCACUCCCGCAGUCCUAGAUGGGGCCGUUCACAUUCUAGAAGUCCAAAGCGAAGAUCAGUCUCUUCCUAGCGGUCUCGCUGCAGAUCUCACCGAUCAUAUAGAUCUUCCAGAUCUCCAAGGUCCUCUUUGUCUCGCUCAUCUUCUUCAUACAGCAAAUCAACUAUCUCUUCCAAAAGUUGUGGGUCUUCAGAAAAGCAAGCAACUGAGGGAGCUGCUUUACAAGACAGUCCAAUAAAAAAUAAACCACAACAGGAAGAGAAAGGUGCAUUUGAACAUAACCCAUCGAAGACUUUAGAUGAUUCCAUUAAAUCAGCAGCAGCUUCAGAUGAUACUUGGCCUGGGCUUUCAGUAUCUGAUAGCAGCCCACAGUCUCCCCGCAGUCAUUCUGCUGCUUCCCCACCUAGUCUGAAUUCUUCAUGCUGUGAUGCUCACUUGCUUAGCUCUGUUCACUUGGCAAAAGACACAUCUCAACACACACAUUCUAUUCAGCAUAGCCCUGGGAGGUCUGGGUCUGGUUCCCUGGGAAAUGGGUCCCGUCAUUACAGCCCUUCCCAGACCAGCCCACUGCAUCACAUUCCUGGGAGAAGUCCUGCAAAAGCAGCCAUAUCACAGAAUGCUCCAUGCCAGAAGUCUUGCAAGCGCUCCUUUUAUCCAGAGGCUGCGGAUCAGGAGAGUGCAUAGGGUGGAAAAUUCCUGAAAAGAUAAGACUCAUCAUUACAAAAAUAAUACAGAGAUGAAGACUCCAGAGUGUACCACCUGCUUAAUAGAGGUAACACUAGGGAGAAAGAUACCCAAAAGGAGAGAGGAUCAGAAAAAUGCAGGACAGAAGGAGAAAGAGAAUGGGAAGAUCAGAAAGCAUUGGAAUAUUAUAUGGAUAAAGAGUCUGGGAAACAAAAAUGUAAUGAUUCUGAAGAGGAUGACGCUGAGGAGACAGAAGAUUAUAGGCAGUUCAGAAAGUCUGUUCUGGCAGAUCAGGGUAAGAGCUUUGCUGCAUCUCACCAGAAUACUGAGGAGGAAGGAUCCAAGUACAAAUCUAAAAUCUCUAUGAAGACAUAUAGAAAGAGUGAAAGUUUUAGAGAAGAUAAAAGUUAUAAGCUUAAAGAGACUACUAGUUCUGUAGUAGAGAGGCCUAAUUCACGAAAAGAUAAGCACAAGGAAGAAGAGAAGGUAUCUGAGAGAAUGAUGAAGAAAGAAACCCAGCAGGUAAAGUCUGAGAAGCUCAAGGAACUCUUUGAUUAUAGCCCCCCUCUGCACAAGAAUUUGGAUGCAAGAGAAAAAUCUACAUUUAGGGAGGAGAGCCCACUUAGGAUCAAAAUGAUAGCAAGUGACUCUCAUCGACCUGAAGUGAAACUUAAAAUGGCCCCAGUGCCACUUGAUGAUUCAAACAGACCUGCAACUUUUACUGAAGACAGGCUGCUUGCUAGUACACUUGUCCAUUCAAUCAAGAAGGAGCAAGAGUUACGAUCCAUCUUUGACCACAUUAAGCUACCACAAGCCAGCAAAAGUACAUCAGAGUCAUUUAUUCAGCACAUUGUGUCCUUAGUUCAUCAUGUCAAAGGACAAUAUUUCAAGUUCUCUGCCAAGACCCUAAGUGAGAGGUUCACUGUUUAUCAGAAGACUACUGAAGAACAUAGCAUCCCACAAAAGAGCCCAGAAAUUCAUAGGUGUGUGGAUUGCCUCAUUUCUCCGGGGUCGAUACGGAGAUCCUCUGGCUUGGCCGCGAGGGAGAGAGUGGUUAGAGAAGACACAGAAAAGGGAGAUAAAAAAAUUAAGUGUGAUGCUGCUGACCUACGACACAACAUUGACCGUCGCAGAAAAGAAAAAAGUAAAGAACUAGGAGUGCCUAAAGGUUCCAGGAAAUCCAGUGGAUCAAGAAUACAGGAGAAAAUGUCAAACAAUUACAAGGAUUUUAAAACUUUCAAAGACGACAGUAAACAAACAAGAGCUCAAGAGUGUUCUCGAUCUUCCUCUACUUCCUCCCCAUCUUCCUCUUCAUCCAGUUCCCAAGAAAAAGAAUACAAGAAAGAAAGAGAUGAAGAGUUUAAAUCUAAUUAUGAACAAAAAGAAUAUACUAGUUUUACAGGAGCUGGAAGACCUAGAGGCACAUUUUUUCGAAUUAGGGGCAGAGGAAGAGCCAGAGGCAUUUUUGCUGGAAUAAAUUCUGGUCCUAGUAACUCCAAUACUGCUUUUCAAAAGAGACCGAAGGAGGAGGAAUGGGAUCCUGAAUAUACUCCCAAAAACAAGAAGUACUUCUUGCAUGACGAUAGAGAAGACGGUGUGGAUUACUGGGCCAAAAGAGGAAGAGGCUGGGGCACUUUCCAGCAUGGCAGAGGAAGAUUUAACUUCAAAAAAUCAGGUAGCAGUCCAAAGUGGACUCAUGACAAAUUCCAAAGGGAUGGACUUGUGGAAGAAGAAGAAGAAACAACAAUGGAAAAUAAAGGCAAAGAAAGACACAAAGAAGAAAAGGUAGGCAGUUCUGGUUUCUCAAGUCUGAAAAUUUUCUGGCUUAUUCAUUCUUAUGUGAAUUUCAACCAGUUUAAAGUUCUGUAACAACAUAGUGCAAAUAUUCUACAUCUAUUGCACAGGAAUAACUCUGAAGUCCCAUUCCAACAGAAAGUCUGUGCACCAGCCACACAGCAUU
Messenger RNA from Sphaerodactylus townsendi, 2932 nucleotides. It is a transcript of the gene BCLAF1, whose product is annotated as BCL2 associated transcription factor 1. NCBI's taxonomy places the organism in Eukaryota, Metazoa, Chordata, Lepidosauria, Squamata, Sphaerodactylidae. Gene Ontology annotation, molecular function: DNA binding; mRNA binding; transcription coregulator activity. The record is from RefSeq and is a predicted model, not a curated record. Gene Ontology annotation, biological process: mRNA processing; positive regulation of transcription by RNA polymerase II. Gene Ontology annotation, cellular component: mediator complex; exon-exon junction complex.